AUGGCUGCGGAGUCGGUAACUGCUAUAGCGGAGGAAGAGGUCUUGGUUCUACCGUCAUACUCGUUGCAAGGCUCAUUUCUAUCCACUAUCGACCAUCUACCGUCGGACAUAGUGCGAUCUCAUUGGCUAAUUCAGGCGUGUAAUCUUAAAAUAGACACUUGCAAAGAUGAACUCGACACGAUUCUACGGAAGUAUCAACAAACACGGCACAUAACAGCAGAUGACCAAUUGCAAUUAUAUCAACUUGGACAACGCAUUGCGUGGCUAAGCAGGGAAGCAGUUCAGGAGGCGUCCACUUUGAAUAACCAAUUGAUCACUCAUAAGCUCUAUCUACAGGAUGAGAUCCAGCAGUUGAACAAUUUACGGUACAAGAAAAACUGCAAUGUUGAAGAUGAUACUAAACGGAAGAGGGACUUGAUGCUGCAGCUAAAGAGGCACUAUAAAGAACACCCGUUGACUUCGCAAAAGGAAGCCUUGGAGGAAACUAAAAAGAAUGAAAAUGCGGCAGCGGGCGCGAGCCAAAAGUCUGGAAUCAAGUUGAUUCUCAAGAUUCCGAAAAAAGUUGAUAAAAUCGAAGAACCAGUACAGAAAAAGGUGGCGAAAACCGCACCAGCUCUGGCCCCAGCUGCAGUUCCCGUGAAGCCAAAGUUGAAACUAGUGUCGUCGUUGGUCGCGGCAGACUCUUCCACCAGUACCACUACUGCUGCUGCUGCUACUCCCAAAUUAAAAAAGCCAGUGACUGAACAUAAAAAGUCAAAAGAUGUCAAACCUGCUGUUGUUAGUGCUUUGCCCGAAAAGAAACUAGAAACACUAAAAGUUUCUCAAGAACAAGAGCAAGUGGAAAACGACGACAAUGAAAGGUAUUGUUUUUGCAAACAGCCCUCGUUUGGAGGAAUGAUCUCCUGCGAUCAAGAAGAAGACUGUCCCAAUGGAGAAUGGUUCCACUACAAAUGCGUCGGCUUACUCAACAAAGCAGAUGCUUUGAAGUACACCACAGGUGACAUCCCUUGGUACUGCUCCGUCACGUGUCGGGAAAACGCCCUGGUUAAAAACGCUAAAAUUCAAGAGAAGAAGAGACGAAAACGUAGGAGAAAAUGGUAA
Lodderomyces beijingensis is the source of this 1101-nucleotide messenger RNA. The record is from the annotation of a GenBank genome assembly. NCBI's taxonomy places the organism in Eukaryota, Fungi, Ascomycota, Pichiomycetes, Serinales, Debaryomycetaceae.